This is a messenger RNA of Besnoitia besnoiti, 6423 nucleotides long. Its product is annotated as AP2 domain transcription factor AP2X-3. The record is from RefSeq and is a predicted model, not a curated record. NCBI's taxonomy places the organism in Eukaryota, Apicomplexa, Conoidasida, Eucoccidiorida, Sarcocystidae. The coding region runs from base 1 to 6423 and encodes 2140 amino acids. The transcript has 4 exons.
AUGGAGAGUGCCGCAGAGCUUCGCCUGAGUGCGCAGUCGACGCUUCCAGAGUCUCUCGAUCCGCAGAAUUGCAAACGGCGGCGACUCCUCGCUUUGUCGAGGAACGUAGACCAUGAAACGUGCCGCGGCGUAGAGUCAGGCGAUUCACAGUCCGAUAAAGAUCGUUCGCCCUGCGUCUCGAGCAGCCUUUUUGCGCAGGACCUCCCUCACGCCUCCAGCGCCUCUGAGGACGCCAGAGGCCUCGUCGUGAACCCCCCACUGUCAGUGCAAGUCUUGGAAACCCCUGCGGCGGAGGACAUAGCGUCUACAGAUGUGGCGAGUACCUCUGCAGGGAGGGAACCAGCAGAGCCGCCUCAACCGAAGGAGAAGCGCAGAGCCUCCACCGACAAUGAUGCGUCAAGCAUCAUGGCGAACUCCAGAAGCAGCGAGUUGUUAAUCCCCACAGGCGCCGUUGACGACGAGAUCAUGUCAACGUCUGCGCCUCACAGUCCGGCGCGCGAUGGGCACAACCUCCUCGGCUCGGAGAGCGAUGCGCUGCCAUCACCAGACGACUUGUCACUCUCAGAGCCAGAGGAGGACGACGCGUCGCCGCCGCGAAGCACGCCGAAUCUGCCGCUUCCCAAGGCUACAGAGCGUCCUGUCCUCGAAGGUGUCGCGGCACUCUCGCAGCAAAGUCUCCGCCUGGCGACGCUCUCCUCUCUCGGUGCAUCUGCCUCUCCAAGCAAGGCCCUGACCCGGUCCUCGCGCCCGGUGUCACCCUCGACGCUGCGCGGCGUCGCCGGAGGGGACUCUUUUGGCGGAAGUGAGGCGCCUGGCGCCAGCGAGGGAGCAGGAGUGUUGCGAAGGGAUCUCGGCGUCGCUCGCUGUGCACUCAGGGACGCGGCAGACAGCCAGGAGGGGGUCAUGGGCGAGCAGGCCGCGGUUGAGAGCAGCGCCGUGGAGGAGGAAGAGGAGAGCGGCGCGGAUGCGUCCAUCGUAAGAAAGGACGAGAAGGAAUCCAGUGAAGAGGGGAAACUCCAGGCAGACUAUGACUCCCUGGCUGCGCUGAUUCAAGACGCGCUGGGAGGCGACAGCUGCGGCGCCAGUGCGCGGGCGCCGCAGUCGAAGCGAAGACGGAACGCUCACUACCCCGGAGAGCUCAGCGCUGCGCGGUCGCACUCUUCUGCGGGCUCUCGCGCCGCGGCGCAGUCUGCCUGCGCCUCCUCCGAGCAGGGGCGCGCGGGGGGGCGGGGCGGAGGAGAGGACUUCCUCUCUGGGACGCCGGGCGAGCUCGGCGACGCGGCGCGCGAAGAGUCCAGCCGGCCGGCGUCGUCGCUCAGAUUGCAUUACGAUCCCCGGAACGGCGGCGUCUACGACGAGGAGGACGCGGAGAGCGCGCAAGCGUCCCUGUCUUUUCUCCUCGGUCAGCACGGCACAGCGGACGCGCUGUCUUCGGCUCUGGCCUCUUCGUGGGACCAUGUCUCUGCGUCGCAGGGGGGCGACACUUCUACCUCCGACGUGCCUUGCAGUGCCUAUACUCCUGGGCAGCACGGACGCCCGAGCCAGAGUCGGGAUCCAGUGAAGGAGCGGAUGCGGCGUUUGGCGAAGGAUCGCGAGACGCUAAAACUCUCUUCGCAGAUUGCGUCACGGUUCAAAAGUUGUCGCACCGAAGACGUCAUGCGCCUCUUACGCCGCUACCUCGCGGCGAGCACUCGCCAAGUGCGCGACCCAGAGACUCUGGAGCGCGUCGUCGCGGCGUGCUGCUACAUCUCGUCUCGGCAGGCGAUGGAUGGUUUGUCACUGUCUGACAUCUGCCACGAGCUGGACGCCGGCGCGGGUCAGGAUGCUGGCGCGUCUUCGCGCGACUCGAGCGGCCUCUUUCUGAAGGAGGCCGCAGAAGACGCAGUCAAGAGCGAGGUGAGCGGCGCGUCGGGCGGCGCCUCCUCGAUGUCCAUGCGCUGCAAGUGCCUGGGCAGGUGGGUAGUGCGGAUCUGCAGGAAGCUCCAGUUGAACGCGCUGCCUGCGAAGGAAGACGACCCCGAAGACCGCGCCAAUCGCGUCCUCGCGCGCGUCAAGCAGCUGCUCGUCGCGAAGAUGGAGGAAGACGAGCAGCGGCGGCCGCAGCUUGUGGAUGCGCUCUUGCGCGCCGCGACCCAGGCGACUGAGAAGAAGCUGCCGCUCAGCAACGAUGCUCCCCUCGAGGCCUUCGGCUCCGUCUCCUCCGCGUCCUUCUCUUCCUGCGCCUCCUCCUCCGCUUCCAUCGACUUUCUGCUUGGCGAUCACGCGACGACCACAGGCGACAGGUGGAAGGAGGGCGACGACAGAGAGGCCCUCGAGGCUGAGAGAUCCGCGCGGAGGGAAGAGCGAGCCCACGGCCGCGAGGCUCGCGCGUCUGCGGGUGCGGAGGAACUCCACGUGACGCCUAGCGGAGAGGACGCUCCGCGUCGUCGUCGCUCGACGUCCUUCUCGGCCUCCACCCAGCAGACUUCUGCGUCAGCGCCCGCUGAGAGCCGCGAGCAGCAGGCACUGAAUGACAUCGAGGAGCUGCUCAAGGGCGUCGGCGUAACGGGCGCGCUCGAGAGUUUCGGCUCUGCGUCCUUCUCCGCCACUGGCGACUUCGACACGUCUUCUUCGUGUGCGUCGGGAGAUACCGCGUCUUCCCCCGCCUCGCAGAACAAGGCCUCGACAGCGGGCGGCGCGAAGGCCGGCGAAAAGGGGUCGCGGGGGGACCAGGAAGGCCGCGACGGUGCCUUGCCUGCCAAGGCGCGCCACGACGACGCGAUGGACGCUGCUGGUGAAGGCAACGAGAAUGCAGCUACCUCACAAGCCGAGAAAAUGAACUCUCUCCCCGCGCUCUUGACGCAGGACGUCGCGCCUUCCCUGUUUAACCCCGUGCCCGAGGGCCUCGCGUCCGCGUCCCGUGGUGAAGACGACGCGCUCGACUUUGAAGCGCUUUUUCAGGGCUCUGCGGACCUCGCUGCGGCCUCGCCGUUCUCUCCUGUCCUCACGUCGCUACUCUCCUCUUCGCUGCCGUCGGCCGACAGCCUGUCGAACUCCCGCGAGCUGCAACCGAGUGCGCGUCUUCAACUCCAGCGCUUCACGUGGCUGCAGAAGAUGCGCACGGAGGCACUCGAGAAGCUGAAGAAGGAGAAAGACGCCGUCUUUCGGGGCCUCGUCCUGCUUCAGCGGGUCCUGAAGCUCUUCUACGACUCCAAGGGCGCCGAGGAAAAUGACGCCAAAGACGACUCUGCAGAAAAACGCGAUGGAAAGAAGAAAGCGCGAGGCUGGACUGAAGAGGAUCCUCUCGACAGCCAGUGGCGUGCACGCGGUCGAUGUGAUUCGGUCUCCCUCGCUUCGCUCAUCAUCAUCGUCUUCAAAUGGAUGCAGAUCCCGGUAUCGCAGCGCAUCGUCUUAGAGGCUCUGCACGUCGACCGCAAGAGCGUCUACAAGCGCCGCAUGGAGCAGACACAGAUUCUAAGCACGCUCUUUGGACGUCUUCGCGGCCUGAUGAGCGAGAAGAAGCAGGGUGUGGGGUUGCAGGAGUCUUCGGCGGCGUCUGCCACGGGGCAGCUCGCUUCGUCGCUGCCUCCUCAUCUCUCGGCGCUUCUGCAGCAGGUCGUGGAGAAUCCAGCGACCAUGCAGCGUCUCCUCGCCCUGACUGAGGAAGACGAGGACGCCGAGGCGCUCAUUUCGCUCUCCCAGGCUCACGCCGCCUCCCACUCCCACCCCCAGGCCGAAGCCGGCAACCCCGCCGUGCCUGCUGCGCUCCAGGGCGCCUCCUCGCCGGCGCGCGCGUCUCUUUUGACCCCCGAGGAGGGCACUGCGGCGAGCGCGACGGCGCGGCCUCUCUCGGGCUGUGAGCGGACUGCGGUUCCCGCUGAGACGGCAGCUGCCGCGCGCCCCUCGCCGCUGGAGCUCGGGGAAGAUCGCGCCUCUUCGCCAUUCCUUGCGGCGUUCCUUGCGCAGAUGGCCAUUGGGGCGGGCGACCGCGAGGCGGGUCCGGUGUCGGAGGAGCGUCGCGCGUCCGCGGGGAGCCUCAGGGAGCCGCCGCAGGCCGCCGCUGCGCCUUGCAGCCGCAAGCGCCGGCGAGGCAGCGCCGGCGCGCCUUCGCGGCUCGCAGGGCCGGUGGAGGAAGGGGAGUGCGCCGCAGGGGCCUUUGGCAGCGAGGAGUUGAGGCCUCGCGCAGGCGCGACGGGCGCUUCGCCCGCGGUGCUUGCCGUCGCGGCGGACUCGCUGCCGUACCGCGCGGAGGUCGCGGGCCUUCGCGGCUCCUUCUCGCAGGCGAGUGCGAGGCGCAGACUGAGUCUAGUGGACGCGGCGGCGCUCGCGCUGGCGAGCGAGGCCGGCGAGCGGGAAGGUCGCGCCUCGACGCUGGGCGCCGAGGAGGAGGGCGAGAGAGGGGGCGCCUUUUCGCGGGGGAAGGCCGGCGGCGUGGAUCCGCGGCUGGCGCUCGCGUCGGUGUUUUCUCUCGGGAACAAAGAAGGUCUCAGCCGCGCGGCGGACGGGCUCCCGGACGCCGCAGGCAAGAGCGAGGCGCACACUGGGCGCCGGCUGCUGGAGCUGGGGAAUAUCGAUGCGCCGGCGUCCUUCGCGCUCGGCUUCACUCUCGCGGAGGCGCUCCUCCGCCGGGGCCUUUCCUUCUCGCCGUCGCAUCUGCAGGAGACCGUCGAGGAGGCUUCCAAGGCGGCGGCCUUCGCGGCGGCGGCCGCGCCUCGCCGCCGUGUUUCUGAGGGCAGCGAGGAGAAGGUCUCAUUCUCGCCUGACUACACGCCCCUGCGGCUGCCGACUAUCGAGGGCAAUCUGGGCGGUGCGGGAGGAGGAAGGUCGCAGGCGUGCUGCAGGAAAUCUGGGGGAGCGGCCUCAGCGUCCCCCUUGCCAUCGCCGCAGGUUUUCAGAGAAGGCCGCGAACGCGAAGAGCGAGCCGCCCAGGGGGGCGGCGGCGCGGGGCCGGAGCACCUUUUCCUCGAUAGCCGCGCCACGCGCGACAUCAUCGCGAGCUUCUUGGCUGGCGCUCGCGGCGAUGCGCUCUGCGGGCCUGAGGGCACGGGGGCGUCUCUCGCGGGCGCGCGCGGAGGCGCCGACGACGACGUCCGCGCAGGCCUCUGGCGAGGCGAGAGCCGGUCGUCGUGCGGCGGGUCGCCCUCGGCGUUCCCCGCGGCCUACUCGCCGACCGCACACCUGAGCCUCGACACGCCUGUGAAUCGUCACCCUAGCUCGUUCCUCUCCGCAUCGCGCCGCAAGUCCUCGCGGUGCCCAGCACUGCCGCACUCCUCCGCGACCUCGCUGUAUCGCUCGCGGGGCGCGGAGACCCCGUACGGGAAGGCCAGCACGUCGCCCUCGUCGCUCUUCGCCGCAGCGGCGAGCAUGGCGGGCGUCUUGCCUUCGUCGCUCUCCUCGUCGUCGCUCUCCUCCGUUCAGUCUUCGCCGUGCCUCCCGGCCUCGCUGUCGCCUGCGUCUCUGGACAGGCAGCACUGUGAGGGCGGCUAUGCCUCCUCGGGGUCGGCGCAGGGUCUCGGGCCCGGCGCGGGGCCCGGCGGGGUCCCGGCCCGCGAGGGGGAGUGCGAUGACGGUCGCGGGGACUUUGCGCCGAACUCGCCCAUGUCACAGGCGCUUUCGCUGCUGCGGCCGGCCUCGCUGGGUCUCGCCGCCACCUCCGUGUCCUUCUUCGGCGCGGAAGAUCCCUCCGGUGUCUCCUCGUGCGCGUCCCCGCGGUUGUCAGGGGCCAUCUCCGCCUCCUUGGCGACUGCCCUCGCGGCGCCCGCGUCGGCGGCCGGAGCGGCGCGGCCUCCGCAGGGGGCGCCGCACGCGGUGGAUUCGUCGUCGAUCGCAAUGGCGACGGUCGCGCACUUGAAGGCGGCGGAGAAGGCGCUGCUUGACUCGGUGCCGGACUCUGCGCGCGUAGUCUCGCUGCAGUUUGAGCGCACGCAGCAGCGUUGGGUGUGCAAAUGGCAGCGACACAGGCCCGCGGGCGCGCCGGCGAACCGCAAGGAGCCCUGGCACCGCCGCUGCUUCUCGGUGAUCAAGUACGGCUACGAGGGCGCCCACGCGCUCGCGGCGGCCGUCGCCAAGAAGCUCCGCGACGGGCGCCGCGCGCUCCUGCAGAAGCAGCGACGCAUCGAGGAGGCCGAACUCGCCGCCGCGCAUCUCGCGGACGGCCUUCCUCGGCACGGUGACGCGCUCGCCCGCGGGGAGCCCGACGAGGAGGAGGAAGGCGCCCUGGUCGCAGAAAACGAGGCGGACCUCGACUCACGGGUGGCGGGCGACGAGGAUGCGGCCUCGCUACCGCCCGGGUCGCCCUCGCAGAUCAGAGGCGAAGAGGAGGGAGAGCGAGAGGGAACGACUGAGGGGGGUGGCGACCUGUUUGCGGCGGCGGCGAAAGACAAGCGAACCGCGUGGAGAGAGAGAGUCACGCUGGAAAAGAUCGCGGUCGAGAGGAGGAAGUGA